This is a messenger RNA of Salvia miltiorrhiza (redroot sage), 1126 nucleotides long. Its product is annotated as REF/SRPP-like protein At1g67360. NCBI's taxonomy places the organism in Eukaryota, Viridiplantae, Streptophyta, Magnoliopsida, Lamiales, Lamiaceae. The transcript is spliced from 3 exons. Bases 232 to 933 code for a protein of 233 amino acids. The record is from RefSeq and is a predicted model, not a curated record.
CUAACGACAGCCGACGAGCCCCCACACUAUACGCCACGUGUCACCACAUGCACCAUCCAUAAUUGAAUUCCCGAAACUACCCCUGAGAUCCCACUCCCUCUCCCAUGUAUUCCUCUUUCCUCCUUAAACCCCCUUUCACUCCUUAGAUUCUAACGCCACCUGAUUUCGUUCGAUUUCUUCUGCAAAACCUAUCAAUUUCUUCACAAUCACAAUUCAUCAUCUGCUUUCGAGAUGAUGACGGCCGAGGUUGAGGUGGAGAGGAGUGAUGUACAGCUGAAGCGCCUCGGAUUCGUUAGAGGUCUGGCGAUCAACGCCGCCGUUUUGGUCACGGCUCUCUACGGCUACGCCAAGGAGAAUUCCGGCCCGCUGAAAUCCACCGUCGGGAAGGUCGAGAACGCCGUCACCGCCGUUGUCGGCCCCGUUUUCGAGAGGUUCAAAGGCGUUCCUGGUGAUUUCCUCGUUUUUCUCGAUAGAAAGGUAGAUGAAGCAAGCUUGAAAUUCGAAGAAUGUGCUCCGCCCACUGCAAAGGGCGUGGCCAUAAAGGCUCAGGCGAUAGCAAAGGAAGCAUCGCGACUAUUGCAAGAGCUCGUUGAGGAAGCUAAAGCAGAGGGUCCGAUUGCAGCCAUUUCCCACGCUGGUAGAAUCUCAAAGGAUGUUGCAGUGAGCGGAUUGGCCGUGGCGUGGUACAAGGCCAACCAGUUCCCGGCCUUGCACGGGGUGUUGGAGAUAGCUGUUCCGACAGCCACACAUUGGUCGGAGAAGUACAACAGUCUGGUUAAGGAUCUGGCCGGGAAAGGGUACACCGUCUUCUGCUACGCCCCGUUGGUCCCCGUGGAGGAGAUGGAGAAGGCGUAUAAGCAGGUGGAGGCGGCAGCAAAUAAGAAGACGGAUGCGAGCAGCUCGAGCGCGAGUGACUCGGAGAAGGAGGAGUAGGUUUAGGGUUCUUGUAAUGCUUGAUGAUGAGGUAGCAAGAGUGUGUGUGUGUGUGGGUUUCAAGACUUUUGUUUGCCUGUAAAUAAUUCCUGGACGAACUUCUUAGUUUGAUUGUGAGCUGUCUUUCUUGUACAUCAGCUAUGUUUCGAGUUAAGCCAUCAUAAUUCAUGCUUUAACACCAUAUUAACAGCUA